Closterium sp. NIES-65 is the source of this 1305-nucleotide messenger RNA. The record is from the annotation of a GenBank genome assembly. Lineage: Eukaryota; Viridiplantae; Streptophyta; Zygnematophyceae; Desmidiales; Closteriaceae.
AUGGCCACCUUUGCCGAUCCACUCUUCAAGCGCCACGUGGCAAUCGCCAAGAUGAUGGCUGGCGUGGCUGCCAGGCUGGCAGGCAACCACCGCCUGCCCUUCAACUACACCGCCUAUGCUGUCCACCUAGAGCAUGACGUGGCUAGGCUGCAGGCUGACGUGGCAGAACAAGGCACCCCGUCAUCUCUCUCCGUGGCGCUGCUCUUUGCGUCUGUCUCUCACCUCCUGGCUGCUGCUCAAAGUAUUGAAGCGGAAAUCAAGGUGUGGAAACUGGUAUUCCAUGUUCAGGUGUGGUGCACAGCGGUGGGGAGCACAGCGGUGGGGUGCACAGCGGUGGGGUGCACAGCGGUGGGGUGCACAGCGGUGGGGUGCACAGCGGUGGGGGUGCACAGCGGUGGGAUGCACAGCGGUGGGAUGCACAGCGGUGGGAUGCACAGCGGUGGUAUGCACAGCGGUGGGAUGCACAGCGGUGGGAUGCACAGCGGUGGGAUGCACAGCGGUGGGAUGCACAGCGGUGGGAUGCACAGCGGUGGGAUGCACAGCGGUGCUUGGGGCAUUGAAUCUGCUCUGCACGUCUUACCAAACCCCUCGAUUGUCGCCUCGUGUCGUCCCUCCCACCUUGCAUCUCGCACUUCCCUCACUUCUUUCCUGCCAGCCCUCUUCUUCUCUUCACCCUUUCCUUCCACCUCACACCCCUCCCAACCAAGCACAACCUUCACCAACCCCACCCACACCCCUCGAAUCCCUCCCCUCCCUCACCUCACCCCCCUUCCUUCCGUCUGCCAGAGAGCAGCACAGCGUCUAGCAGCAGCAAUCGAAACGAGCAGCACUGCUUGCCAGUGCAGGGGGGGAACGUGUCCUAUGGAGGGCGCAUCUGGGAAAGGUGGCAACUUCCCGGCGUCCUUUGACGGGGUGAACGAGCGCCUCUUUCUGGCGGAGCGGGGGUUCCUGGACAGGCAUGGCAUCGGGCCUCAAUACACGUGGUUCAAGCACCUGGGAUUUGGAGGGGUUGAAUGGGUGUCUGUUGAGUGGGCGUUCCUACACGGGCAUGGCAUCGGGCCUCACUGCACGUGGUUCAAGCAGCUGGUGGGUGGAAGAAUGAUGGUACUCUCUGAGAAGGACAACGUCUAUGCCACGCCAGCAUUCCCGGCCAUCCGUGAUGCCAUUGCUGACUUCAUCAAGAGCAGCGCCUCUAAGGGAAAUCUCGAGGGUGGGGAGGAGUGGAGUGCGGUGCAGCAUGAGAUUUUCCGGGCGGCACGGGCAAUUGAGCGGGCGGCGAAGAUCCUCAAGGGGCAGCUGCUGUGA